Molecule: messenger RNA, 1310 nt
Organism: Perkinsus marinus ATCC 50983
Lineage: Eukaryota; Perkinsozoa; Perkinsida; Perkinsidae
Product: phosphoglycerate kinase 1, putative
Exons: 2
Coding region: 1-1263 (420 amino acids)
Biological process (GO): gluconeogenesis; glycolytic process
Cellular component (GO): cytosol
Molecular function (GO): ADP binding; ATP binding; phosphoglycerate kinase activity
Source: RefSeq, a predicted model, not a curated record
AUGUUGUCUCAAAAGGCCACCCUGAAGGAUCUGCCCGAGAGCCAGAUCAAGGGCAAGAGAGUCCUCAUGCGUGUGGACUUCAAUGUCCCUGUUAAGGACGGUAAGGUCGCUGAUAAGACCCGUAUUGUUGCUACCAUACCUACCAUUAAGAAGGUCUUCGAGAUGGGUGCCAAUAGCAUCGUUCUUAUGAGCCAUUUAGGCAGGCCUGAGGGCAACAAGGUUGAGAAGUUCUCCUUGAAGCCUGUCGUGCCCGUCCUUACCGAGCUCGUUGGCCAUGAGGUUACCUUUGUCGAGGACUGCGUUGGUGAUGUCGCCAUUGAGGCUUGUGCCUCUCCUGCCCCCGGCAGCAUCAUCCUCCUCGAGAACCUCCGCUUCCACGUUGAGGAGGAGGGCAAGGGUGUGGUCGAUGGUCAGAAGGUGAAGGCCUCCCCCGAGGCUGUUGCUGCCUUCAGGGCCGACCUCACCAAGCUUGGUGAUAUCUUCAUCAACGAUGCCUUUGGUACCGCCCAUCGUGCCCAUUCUUCUAUGGUCGGCGUCGAGCUCCCUAUCCGUGCUGCUGGCCUCUUGCUAGCCAAGGAACUUCAGUACUUUGGCAAGGCUCUUGAGAACCCUGAGCGCCCCGUGUUGAGUGUAUUAGGUGGCGCUAAGGUUAAGGAUAAGAUCCAACUUAUCAACAACAUGCUUGACAAGGUCGACAUGAUGAUCAUCGGUGGUGGUAUGGCUUAUACCUUCAUCAAGACCCUCUACAAUACCCCUAUUGGCAACUCCCUCUUCGAUGAGGAAGGUAGCAAGAUCGUACCUGACCUUAUGAAGAAGGCCAAGGAUAAGGGUGUUGAGAUCCUCCUACCCACUGACUGGGUUUGCGCUGAUGACUUUGACAACAACGCUAACACCAAGAUCUGCACUAUGGAGACUGGUAUCCCUGAUGGUUGGGAGGGCCUUGAUGUUGGUCCGGAGUCGACUAAGCGUAACCUUGAGUUGUUGAAGAAGGCCAAGACCAUCAUCUGGAACGGCCCUCAGGGUGUAUUCGAGUUCCCUAACUUCGCCAAGGGAUCCUUCGCUCUCCUUGAUGGUGUUGUUGCCGCUACUAAGGCUGGUGCUACCUCCAUCAUUGGUGGUGGUGAUACUGCUGCUAUGGUUGAGCAACAGGGCAAGGCUGGUGAUAUCUCUCAUGUCAGCACUGGUGGUGGGGCCUCCUUAGAGCUCCUCGAGGGCAAGCAGCUCCCUGGUGUUGUGGCUCUUACUGAUAAGAAUCAGCUCUAAGUGGGAGUCUUAAUGUAGUAGCUGUUGUUACUCAGCUUACUAUUGUU